CUAUCAGAGUCCCUUUUAAAAGCUCCGACCUUUAAAAGCAUGUGACAUCUCGACUUUGUGCUCCAAGCGUGGCUCCAUACAGGAGAAUAAGUGAGCGAAGAGGGACGUGGACGCGGCAAGGCACAAGUCGCACCAUCUCGACGCAACUUGUACACCAGACUGGAAGAAGUUUCUCUCCGCUUGCCUCUUGAAUCUCAUUCUUUGGAGAGACAUCCGAUCUCUUGACAGGGGCCAGCACAAAGUCAACAGACGCUUGGUGUGUGUGUGUGUGGGUGUGUGUGUGUGUGUGUGUGUCUGUGUGUGUGCGCGCGCGCUCCGCUCUGACCUAACCAUCACACCACUGCUUGUUUUGGCUCGAAUACAUUUUUUCUUUUUUUUUUCUUUUUUUUCGUAAGAAGAGAACUGUAAGUAAGCCGUGAGAUGACCCUGUCUGGAGGCAGCGAAAGAGCCAGCGACAUGUCCGGCCAGACGGUGCUCACAGCCGAGGACGUGGACAUCGACGUGGUGGGCGAGGGAGACGAUGAGUGUAUGGAGCGGGACAGCGAGUGCGACAGUCCCGGGGGAGGCGUCCUGCACGACCUCCGGGAUGAUGAGGACAUUGAGGUGGACAAAGAGGAGAUGAGGUCCGGCGGCGGGAGUCCCUGCUGCGAGAGCUCCGGAGAGGGAGAGACCGGCACCGGCACCGGCACCGGCAAGGGAGACGAUCAGAGCACCGCGCCGGGAGGUCCACUCCAGAAGCCCAAAAGUAGCCUGGUGAAGCCGCCGUAUUCCUACAUCGCGCUCAUCACUAUGGCCAUCCUGCAGAGCCCGCAGAAGAAGCUCACCCUCAGCGGCAUCUGCGAGUUCAUCAGCAACCGCUUCCCCUACUACCGAGAGAAGUUCCCGGCAUGGCAAAACUCCAUCCGACACAACUUGUCUCUCAACGACUGCUUCGUCAAGAUUCCUCGGGAGCCCGGCAACCCUGGCAAGGGCAACUACUGGACCCUGGACCCAGCCUCGGAGGACAUGUUUGACAACGGCAGCUUCCUCAGGAGAAGGAAAAGGUUCAAAAGAGUUCAACCGGACGUGCUCAGGGACCAGACUGCUCUAAUGAUGCAAAGUUUCGGCGCGUACGGGCUCGGUGGCCCCUAUGGGAGGCACUACGGCAUCCACCCGGCCGCGUAUUCGCACCCUUUGCAAUACCCGUACAUCCCCCCCGUGGGGCCCAUGCUGCCACCGGGCGUCCCUUUACUGCCGUCGGCCGAGUUGAACCGCAAAGCGUUCAACUCCCAACUCAGCCCGGGCCUGCAACUGCAGCUCAGCGGUCUGAGCACGGCGUCCAUGAUCAAGUCCGAACCGUCCAGCAGACCCUCGUUCAGCAUAGAGAACAUUAUCGGGGUGCCCAGUUCGUCGUCGUCCACGGCGGGCUCAGCUCAGGCCUUCCUGCGGCCUCCGGUGACCGUUCAGUCGGCCCUGCUGAGCGCUCAGUCCCUCUCGCUGACCCGGACCACCGCCGCCAUCGCCCCCAUCCUCAGCGUACCUUCCCGUAUUCUUUCCGGACACGUUUUACCGUCGGCCACGGUGGCCAAAUGGCCCUCACAGUAACUUUUACCUUAACUACUACAAAACAUAUUUUUUCUAUUGAGACACUCUUGCAGUGGACGUUUAGGCAGCACUGGACUUUGUGUAAUAUGUAAAGACUGUUCACACGCAGAGAAAAAAAAUAGGAAUUAUUUCUGUACAGGUAAUAUUUGUAAAUAUUCUUUUUCUAAAUGAAUAAUCAGAAUUUCGGGGGCCUUUUUUGUUUGAUUACCAUUAGAGAUCUGUGAUCAUUAGUUUACAUUUUUUUGUACUGAUGCAGGAUGUAGACAAUUAUGACUUCCUUUUCGUAUAGAUACAAAAAGUUCUGAAAUAGUCUGUUUAUUAUGAAAAAAUAACCAGUAUGUGUAGUUCAAUUUAGCUAUAUUGUGGUGUACACUGGCUUUUAUUGUAAAUAAAUCAGAUAAAUAAUUCUUAUACAACUGA
Messenger RNA from Hippocampus zosterae (dwarf seahorse), 2004 nucleotides. RefSeq names its product forkhead box D3 (gene foxd3). The transcript has a single exon. Gene Ontology annotation, biological process: anatomical structure morphogenesis; cell differentiation; regulation of transcription by RNA polymerase II. Bases 421 to 1584 code for a protein of 387 amino acids. The record is from RefSeq and is a predicted model, not a curated record. NCBI's taxonomy places the organism in Eukaryota, Metazoa, Chordata, Actinopteri, Syngnathiformes, Syngnathidae. Gene Ontology annotation, molecular function: DNA-binding transcription factor activity, RNA polymerase II-specific; RNA polymerase II cis-regulatory region sequence-specific DNA binding.